AUGCCGUCCAGAACUGACAAUGGUGUUGGGGUCCAGGUUGAAGACACAAGAAUAUGUGUGGUCAUGGUUGGACUCCCAGCUCGGGGCAAAAGCUAUAUUGCACAAAUAGCUCAACGGUACUUGCAGUGGCUGUCCAUACCGGCACAGACAUUCAAUGUCGGCAACUAUCGGCGCAACGAUGCGCCACAACCCACCGCUGACUUCUUUGACACCAACAACGCCGAGGGUGAGCGGAAGCGCCGUGCAGCCGCGGAAGCCGCCGUAGCUGACAUGCUUGCUUGGUUCCGCACCGGCGGCGUUGUUGCGAUACUAGAUGCUACCAAUUCCACCAAGGAACGUCGAAAAUGGGUCAGCGACGUUUGCACCCAGCACGGCAUCGAAGUUCUCUUUGUCGAAAGUAAAUGUGACGACCAGGAAAUCAUCAUGGCCAAUAUUCGUGAUGUGAAAACCACCAGUCCGGAUUAUCGCGGCAAAGACCCCGAAGCUGCCGCCCAGGACUUCCUUAACCGCAUAAGCAAUUAUGAGAAGAUUUAUAAGACCAUUGACGAGGACGGUGACGAAGACGAGUACACGUACCUCAAAAUUAUGAACAUCGGAAAGCAGGUCAUCAUCAACCGCAUUCAGGACUACCUUCAGAGUAGAAUUGUCUACUAUCUCAUGAAUCUACAUAUUCGCCCUCGUUCUGUCUGGCUGUCUCGGUGGAAAGCCCUGGAUGAAUUGGACUCGGGAGUCUGUGACGGGCUGACCUACCAAGAAAUAAAGGACCGGUUCCCCGAAGAUUUUGCUGCGCGCGACGAAGACAAGUAUAAUUACAGGUACCGUGGUGGGGAAUCCUACCGUGACGUUGUCAUUCGCCUAGAGCCAAUAAUCAUGGAACUGGAAAGAAGUGAGGAUAUCCUCAUUGUCACUCACCAAGCUGUCCUCCGGUGCAUUUACGCGUAUUUCAUGAAGAAGGACCAAGCUAAGAGCCCGUGGAUGAAUGUGCCACUGCACACACUGAUUAAGCUGACCCCAAGAGCUUAUGGAACUGAAGAGGUCCGGUAUGAGGCAAAUAUACCUGCUGUGAGCACCUGGCGUGGAAAGGGAAGCACAGCAAAACACGAAAAUCCAACCCCCGAGAGUCUUUAG
Metarhizium acridum CQMa 102 is the source of this 1128-nucleotide messenger RNA. NCBI's taxonomy places the organism in Eukaryota, Fungi, Ascomycota, Sordariomycetes, Hypocreales, Clavicipitaceae. The record is from RefSeq and is a predicted model, not a curated record.